AUGAAAAGACGCGAUGUGCCCGCCUGCGAGGUCGAGGUCCCGGACGAUAACGUCGACGGUCUGCGGAUAGCAGCCAUUUUCAUCAUUCUGGUCGCCUCCCUCCUCGGCGCGAUCCUCCCAAUAUGGCUCGCCCGUUCCAGUAGGAUGCCCGUCCCAAAGCUGGCCUUCUUUAUCGCAAAGUACUUCGGCUCCGGCGUCAUCAUUUCCACUGCCUUUAUGCAUCUGCUCGCCGAGUCUGAGGAGAGCCUACGAAACCCUUGCUUGGAGGGUUUACUUCCCGACUACGACUGGGCAAUGGGCAUCGGUCUCAUGACCGUCAUGGUCAUGUUCUUUGUCGAGCUGGUCAUGUCGCGAUUUGACAUGGGCUUCGGCCACGACCAUCAUCACCAUGAUGAUAACAACCACAGCAAACCUCAUGUGCUGGAGCGGAAACCCAGGGAUCUCGAGAGCGCUCAGGCAGCAACUGACUCCAGUGAUGCCUCUACAGCGGCGCCUUCAGAAGGCUCAUCUGCCCUCGAGGUGCGGGCCGCCUCACCAGACCAUCGAGUGCUCCAGAUGGCCGCCUCCCGAGGGUCAUCGAGAAUUCCUGGUCUCCCGAACGAUGUGAGCUAUCCCCCGGGCGGGGAAGAUCAUCUCGGCCAUCAACGAGAACACACCGAGGGCGACUCCCACUCCGCCUACGCAGCGCAAAUGACCGCCCUCUUCAUACUCGAGUUCGGUGUCAUCUUCCACGGCAUCUUCAUCGGCCUCACUCUGGCAGUGAAGCAAGCCAACUCAUUUGUGGUCUUCUUCCUAGUCAUCUUAUUCCACCAAUUCUUCGAAGGCCUAGGACUUGGUGCCCGGCUCGCGACUGUGAGCUGGCCAGGGGAUCGCAGGAAAUGGACGCCGUAUGUUCUCGGCUUUGUCUUCGCUAUCAGCACUCCGCUAGCGAUGGCUGUUGGUCUUGGUGUCAAGUCAAGCCUGCAACAGGGUAGUGCCACCAGUCUCAUUGUGAACGGUGUAUUUGACGCUGUAAGUGGCGGGAUUCUUCUGUAUACGGGUCUGGUGGAGCUGCUCGCACAUGAGUUCAUGUUCAGCCCCGAGAUGCGUAAUGCAGGGUUUGACAUGCAAAUGUUUGCAUAUGUCUGCGUUGCUGUUGGGGCAGGAUUGAUGGCACUUUUGGCGAACUGGGCGUGA
This is a messenger RNA of Phaeoacremonium minimum UCRPA7, 1176 nucleotides long. RefSeq names its product putative zinc-regulated transporter 2 protein. The transcript has a single exon. The coding region runs from base 1 to 1176 and encodes 391 amino acids. Gene Ontology annotation, biological process: zinc ion import across plasma membrane. Lineage: Eukaryota; Fungi; Ascomycota; Sordariomycetes; Togniniales; Togniniaceae. The record is from RefSeq and is a predicted model, not a curated record. Gene Ontology annotation, molecular function: low-affinity zinc ion transmembrane transporter activity. Gene Ontology annotation, cellular component: plasma membrane.